This is a messenger RNA of Psilocybe cubensis, 603 nucleotides long. RefSeq names its product Protein NipSnap-like protein 2. NCBI's taxonomy places the organism in Eukaryota, Fungi, Basidiomycota, Agaricomycetes, Agaricales, Agrocybaceae. The record is from RefSeq and is a predicted model, not a curated record. Gene Ontology annotation, cellular component: mitochondrion. The transcript is spliced from 5 exons. Bases 1 to 603 code for a protein of 200 amino acids.
AUGCUAAAAGCUGGUUCGGCGCGUAGGGAACGUUACUACAAGGGAAUGAAGGAAGAUUCGAAUCUUCGUGUCAAGCUAUCAGGGAAUUGGGAAACACUUGUUGGAGAUCAAGACACUUUUAUCCACAUUUUGGAAUACGAGAACUAUGCAGGAUAUGACAAGACUACACAACUUGUCAGGUCAACGGAGCACCUUGAAGCAUAUCGAGCCAUGCUGCCUUUCCUAACAUCACGCACGACGCAGCUAAACCAAGAGUUCGCGAUCUUGCCAACGGCUCCCCCACAUGCUGAGGGGGGGAUUUUUGAGCUGAGGACCUAUCAGUUGAAGCCCGGAACACUUCUUGAAUGGGAGAACACAUGGAGAAGAGGCAUCGAAGCGCGGCGCAAGUCCGUCGCUCCUGUUGGAGCAUGGUUUUCGCAAGUGGGACGUUUACAUCAGGUUCAUCAUAUGUGGCAAUAUCCGGACUUGCAAACGCGGAGGGAUAUCCGAGAGAAAGCAUGGCAGAUCGAUGGUUGGGCAGAGACGGUUUCAAAGACUGCUCAACUGGCAGAGUCGAUGGAUGCUUUCAUUUUGACACCACUAUCAUUUAGCCCUCUGAAAUAA